Molecule: messenger RNA, 1828 nt
Organism: Neocloeon triangulifer
Lineage: Eukaryota; Metazoa; Arthropoda; Insecta; Ephemeroptera; Baetidae
Product: transmembrane protease serine 11D-like
Exons: 7
Coding region: 209-1705 (498 amino acids)
Biological process (GO): proteolysis
Molecular function (GO): serine-type endopeptidase activity
Source: RefSeq, a predicted model, not a curated record
CGUGUGCACGCCACUGGUGAUGACUACAGUGGAAAAUAUUUUUAAUAAUGUUGAACCUUCGACCGACGCAAUUUCCAAGGCAGCCGCAGUUUGUGAUGAAAAUUGCGUGAAAAACGACGGCCGGUGGACAUUUUGAUUUUGAAUAGUGGAGUUUUUACUUCAGAAUUAAAAAAUGGUGAUGGUGCAUUUACAAAGAUUUUAAUGAGGAAUGGAAAAGAGAACAAUCAGCAGAGUAAUUGUGUUUCAAAUAGCCGUCUCUGUCAUCUGCGCAGUUUUGGGAAUUGUAAUUGGUAUGGCCAUCGAAAUAGACGAGGAAAAAUUGCCUGUGGAAGAUCAACCAACAACAUUUUUGAUAGAAGACAAAAAUACUGAAGAAAUUGAAGAAAUCACUCCAUCAAUCCUUACCAGCAAAACAGAUGCAAUUCCAGAUGAAACGUUUUCAGAAACCUCGUCAUCUGGCACAUUAAGUUCUGAAGUUCCUUUGACGGAGGACUCUGUAGUAAAGGAAGUAAUAAAUACUCAAGAUGAAUAUGAGCAAAUUACGGAGCCAACGACAGAAUUUCGCACAUUAUUGGAAGAAACGAUUUCCGAAAUUGUUUCCGAAAUGACCGAAGAAGCUCCUUUGGAAAGUACAGAGACUGCCAAACAAGUCGAAACUACUAUUGCUGAUUUUGAAAAAAUAAGUCUCGAUCCAAAUCUGACCGUUCAAGACAAUAAAACAAAUGAGGAAAUUUCUUCAGAAAGUUUCUCGGGAUUGACUGAAAAGCCUCCUGUAAAUGCAAAAAUCAUGAUCGAAGGUGACACAAAUUCAGAGCAAACAUUAAAAAUGACACCGUCGCCACCAGAGGAUGAAACUUCUUAUCCGAGUUCAUCCUUGACGACGGAAACUUUUUCAACCUCAGAAGUGGAAUCAUCGGAAGCAGACGACGUUGCAUCAAUUAGCGGCGUCUCCGCAGACGACGGAGAGAGUGAUAAGAUAAUUAACGGCGAGCCCGCUGAGGAAGGAACGUUCACAUCUGUGGUUUCGCUGCAGCACGUCAACAAUUCCCAGCCCUUCUGCGGCGGCACCAUCCUCAACCGAGACUUCGUUCUCACCGCCGCUCACUGCAUUUUUUCAAAAAAUGGAAACGAUCCGAUUGACUUCAAAAUCGUCUCGUCCAACAUCGACCUGACAAGAGAGACUCGCACGUAUUGGCCGGUGACAAUUAUUAUUCACGCCCAGUACAACAAAUCCAUCUUUCUUGGCUACGACAUUGCUCUGAUCAGGAUUGAGCCCCAGUUUGUUUUGGGUAACGGUGAAAUGGCCAUUUUUCUCCCUCGCCAAGACGAAAUCAUCCCCGCUGGUACGCAAGCGACUGUGGUUGGUUGGGGUCGCACAGAUCAGCGGUACAUGUCGGACAAAGUGCUCCGCGUGCUGGACGAGUCGGUGAUUGACAACAUCGAGUGCGCCGAGAGACUCGACUUCAAGCCGUCCAUCUACGACUUCCACUUGUGUGCCCAACCCAAACCGCAAACUGGAUUCUGCAGAGGAGAUUCAGGAGGUCCAGUGUUUGUGGGCAACACACAAAUAGGGGUGGUUUCGUGGUACAAAGGCAACUGUUCCAAUGAAGAACCCCUUCCCAACGUGUUCACCAGGGUUGCCUACUUUACUGACUGGAUACAUCAGAAAAUUGACGAGGAGGUGAAAAUUUUGCGGAGGAGGUGAAAUAUUUAGACUUUUCUUAACAAAAGAAAUGUGAAUUUUAGAGGAAUAAUAUUUAAUUCUGUGUUUUGUGUGCUUCUUCUUUGGAAAGCAAUUUUAUGAGGAGCAAAAUAAUAAUAAAACUAA